GGAUUUCAGGAAAAAAAAAAUUCUAAAACUCAAGAAGCCAAGAAACAGAUCAAAGAGGAACCGAGAACCAUUUCUUUUCGGGCUCGUGGAGAGAUUUGCACUGAUAACUCAGUCAUUCGGAUUUGUGGAACCGUCUUGGUGGGAGCUUUGGUUUUUUCUUCGUUUUCUUCACAAAUUAGGAACUGAGUCUUCUCUGCGGGUUUUUCUCUCACAUUAAUAAGAGAAGAGGUGUUAUAAUUAUAGAGCACUUCUUCAGCUCUGCUUUAUAGAGUUGAUAAUUCAAAAUGAUGCCUGUAUACACACACGGGGACUCAUUUCCGCACAAAAGCAACCAAAAUGGAUGCAGGGCUUUCCCAUCUUAUACACAGGUGGAUCCAACAAAGCCUUCAAUGGUAUACGACCCUUGGCCCUGUAACGGCGGCUAUGGCUAUGCAACACCUUGCAACUCCUGCUACAACCAUGGUAACUUUCCUGGUUUCUAUGGUUUCAGACCUUGUUAUCCCCAGCCGCCAAUGCCACCUUCACCAGUUCACAGCUGUGGAGGUUAUCCUAUUCCAUAUCCUGAAGCCCAUCAUAUUUCUUACGUUCCUCCCUUACAGUAUUCCACGGAUCUUCCCAGAUACGAGUACGACAAGAACAGGCCUGGGACCUAUCACUGUUGUGGGUGUCAUAAUCAUCAUUGCCAACAGAAGGAAGAUAGGGGUUUGAAAAUUGAAGAAAAAGGGGAGCCUGAUGUUAUGGCAAAGAGAGGGAAUAAGAAGUCUUUGAUCCCAGUUGAGACGGGAAAUUAUUCUUACCCGGUUGUAUGGAUUCCGCAAGAGUAUUUGCAAGAUAAUACAAAGCCUCUUGAACCACCUAAGAUGGCAGAGCAGGAAACCGUUCCUUGCGAGACAAAGCCCAAUGAGAAAAAGAACUCUCAAGAACAGGAACAAAAUCUCUGGAAUGGAUGGCACCCACUUGAUGCAGACAGGCUGAGGUAUCUACUUUAUGGCGGAGACGGUAAGGGCACUCAGGAGCAACAGAAACCAGUUGUUGUGUUGCCUUACAAUGGUAGGGGAGAAGAGGUUGGAAACAAUGACAAGAAGGAUACACAUGCUAACGAGGAUCAGAAGAGUGACGACCGAAUAGAUAGAAUGAGACAGUUUCCUUUUCCUAUCGUUUGGAUGCCUUCUGAGGACAAAGGACGUGAAGGAAUUGGAGGGAAGGACAUUGAGGAAGUUAAUGGCUCGCCAAAGUUUGAUGGUAAUCAACCAAUUAAGUUCAAGCUUAUUCCAGUGAAGCAUCUUGGUGAUGACAACCACACAGACAACUCUAAGGUCAAUGGAGAGAAUCUUGCUCGCCGGAAUGAGACAGAGGUGAGGGAUCAUGCUGUAACUCAGAAUAACAUUCCUUUGAAGCAGGUUGAUCAACCACAUAAAGAUGUAGAGAAGUCAGAUGACAAUGAGAAGAAGAGCGUAACAAUCAAGCCUUCUGGAACAAAUCGUAAAAGAGAGUCCUCUCCGCCAAAAUCACCUAAACUACCUCCUGUUUGUCUUAGAGUUGAUCCUUUGCCAAGAAGGAAGAAAGAAAACGCAAAUUCCCCGUCUCUUAGCACGCCUGCUGGGAAAGAACUCUCCCAAAAGAACUCAAACGAGAUGAAGGUAUCUCAAGAUUCAAAGAGUCAUGAAAGUACUCCAACUGAGAGCAAGAAGGUGGAGCCAAAGAGAAUGGAGAAAAAAGAAAUUGUGGUGACUGAGAAGACAAGCAAUGGAGAACAUCAUAGUGAUGGGUCUCAAGUUCUUGUUCAUUCAUCAGCUCAGACCAAUCCUGAGGUUUCCGAGAAGCCUUAUUGUGAGAAAGCUGAUAAAGAUGGUGAUGGACAUCAAUUUAAGGAAGCUGCAAUAGCAAAGGAGGUGGAUACAGCAACUGAGAAAACGGAAGAGAAAAAUAAAUCUAAAGAAUCAGUCGAAUCUGGUUAUGCAAAUAAGCUCGAAAAGAAGAUAUUAUUAUCAGAUACAGAAGCUGCUGUGCGUAUUCAGUCUUCCUACCGUGGAUUCGUUAUAAGGAGAUCGGAGCCUUUGAAGAAACUGAAGCAAAUAGCUGAGGUGCGUGAGCAGUUGGUUGAUGUUCGAAAUCGUCUCCAAGCGUUGGAGUCAUCUUCUGAUGACCAAAUUGACGAAAAGCAGAAAAUUGUAAUUGGAGAAAUCAUUAUGAGACUGCUGCUAAAAUUGGAUACUAUUCAGGGUCUUCUCCCAAGUCUUAGAGAUAUCAGAAAAUCUUUGGCGAAGGAGCUUACUACUCUCCAGGAAAAACUUGACUAUCUCAUGAUAGUAAAAUCUGAAGAAUCGAAAGCAGAGGUUUGCCCUGUUGAGCUUGUGGAACAAGAAAUUUGCAAGACGGAAAACAAUGAAUGCAUGUCAAAGCAGGAGGCAAUGAAAGUGGAUGAUGUCCUCGGAAACAUUCAUGGUGCGGUAGAAUCUCACCAAGAUCAUCGUCUCCAAGUGGUGGAACCUGAAGGUGAAUGCCAAGAAUCAUCAGUGGCAAGUGAGCCGGAGCCGAAGGAGCCUGAUUCAGAAGUCAUUAUGGAACAGAAUGACGAGGCUAGAGACGAAUUGUCUGUGGUUUGUGAAGAGGAGCCGAUGAAGACACAAGAAGUAGAUAAUGCUCCUGAGCUUGUGCAAGCUGAUGAAGAAGAACCAAUGAAGACACAAGAAGUAGAUAAUACUCCUGAACUUGUGCAAGCUGAUGAAAUCCCCCUUAAAGAUGAUGAGAAUGAUUCUAAUUCAGGGGUAAGUUCUCCCAAAGCUGUUGAUGCAUCAAAUUUAGAUGUUAAAGAAGAAAACCUUUUGAAUGAGUUACCAUUGGAAGUAAUUGAAGGCGAACCUACUGAGUUUGAAAACCAUGAACAAGUUAAAUUAAAAGAUGCUACAGCUAAUGGGGAUGAUAAAGCUGAGGAGUUGAUGGCCGCACAUAAGGAUUUGGAGACGAAUGAAUUAGCAGAAUUGCCUACGGGGGAAAUUGUUGGUGAUGAUCUUUUAUCUCCUGCUGAAAUGGAUAAUCCUAAUGAAUGCCAAUUUACAUAUGAAACGAGUUCAUUUGAAGAUAAGACUCCAAAUGCGGUUGAGAUAACAGAGGAAGUAGUUGAAGGGAAGCCUAUUGCUGAUAUAGAUGAAAGGGUAAAAGUUGAAUUUGUGGAGAACAGGGAACCAGUGAUGAAUGAGACUCCACUUUUAUCCAAACCAGAAGAAUUGCAAACGUUUAUCUCAAGUGGGGAGGAGGGAAGUCAAAAUGUUUUGCAUGAGGAUGAAAGUGUAUCAUCAAUAUCAGUAAGCAUAAAGGAAAUGUCGACUGAGAAAAAUGAAAAAGUUAAUGAGAGCUUGCAGGCAGUCGUCACAGAAGACGGUAUUAAAGAGAACCAAGAGGAAGAGAUGAAAGUUCAAUCAGGGGAUCACAUAGGAUAUGCCACUGUUGAGAAAAUGAACGACAAGGCGUCUCAGUCAGAAAUCACCGAUGGAGAGAUUGCAGCUGGGUUUCUUGCAACACCAACUCCCAGUGAAAAAAUGGGGAGCAUAAACGAGAAACAACUAAUUGAAGAGAAUGAGAAACUAAGGGAGAUGAUGGAGAAGCUGAUCCAAGCAGGAAAAAACCAGCUGAAAGUCAUAUCCAACCUGAAUGGUAAAGUGAAAAACUUGGAGAAAAAAUUGUCGCUGAGGAGGAAACUGAGUAAACAGAACAGGGCUUGCACUCGUAGAUCUUCAAGUGUGAAAUACUCAAAUGUGGGUGUGUAGGAGAAAGUUAUUUGGGGUGACCGUUUAUUCAGUUUGAAUUUCAAUUAGUGUGAUGCAACCCUCGUUUUGGUGGGCUUUUGAAGUAUCACUUUAUGCCUUAUAUGUGUGUGUGACUUUCUUAUUGUGUAAUAUAAAAGCAUUAUAAAGGUUUUUGUUUUUUAAACUGUUACUUUUGAAAUCCAAGAGUGAAUGUUACUUGUAGCCCAUCCAUA
Messenger RNA from Humulus lupulus (European hop), 3979 nucleotides. RefSeq names its product BAG family molecular chaperone regulator 6. Gene Ontology annotation, molecular function: protein-folding chaperone binding. Gene Ontology annotation, cellular component: plasmodesma. The record is from RefSeq and is a predicted model, not a curated record. NCBI's taxonomy places the organism in Eukaryota, Viridiplantae, Streptophyta, Magnoliopsida, Rosales, Cannabaceae. Gene Ontology annotation, biological process: protein folding.